Messenger RNA from Cuscuta europaea, 3995 nucleotides. The record is from the annotation of a GenBank genome assembly. Lineage: Eukaryota; Viridiplantae; Streptophyta; Magnoliopsida; Solanales; Convolvulaceae.
CUUUGUCCAUCCUCUAGGACACUUUUCCAUGUCCUCGCACUAAAACCCUAAUCAUAUAAAUCUAUAUUCACGCACGUUUCGCUGUCCACACUCUAUGACCAGUUAACCACUCUUGGACCGCCUCCUAGCUCUCUCUCACACAACGUUUACUCCUUCGCCAGCACACUCUCCCGCUGGCAAUACUGGGAGUGAUAUUCACAAGGGAGAGGGAGUCAGGGAGAGACAGAGCGACUGAUCGAUCUUCUUCUAUUGCUAGAUUUUAAAAUGGAUCUUCCAAGCCUGGCUAUGAUCCUCAGAGGUGCUCUCAGUAACAAUCCCGUUGAGCGUAAAGCCGCGGAGGAAAGUCUCAAUCAGUUCCAAUACACAUCCCAACAUAUGGUGAGGUUGUUGCAAAUAAUAGUUGAUGGGUCCUGUGAUAUGGCAGUGCGACAGGUGGCAAGUAUUUACUUUAAAAACUUCACUGCCAAAAACUGGUCACUUCAUGAUCCUGGGGAGCAGUCCAAAAUCAUGCCUGGUGAUAAGGAAUUGGUUAGACAAAAUAUUCUCUUAUUUAUUGCUCAGGUGCCUCCAUUGUUGAGAGUGCAACUGGGGGAAUGCCUGAAAACCAUUAUUUACUCAGAUUAUCCUGAGCAGUGGCCAACUCUUUUACCCUGGAUAAAGCAUAAUUUGCAGGAUCAGCAAGUUUAUGGAGCACUAUUUGUUCUUAGGAUCCUCUCAAGAAAAUACGAGUUCAAAUCAGACGAAGAGAGAACACCUGUAUACCAGAUUAUUGAAGAAACAUUUCCAUAUCUCCUGAACAUUUUUAACAAACUUGUUCAAAUAACAAAUCCUUCAAUUGAAGUAGCAGAUCUUAUCAAGCUUAUCUGCAAAAUAUUCUGGUCAUCUAUAUAUCUGGAGAUUCCAAAGCAGUUGUUUGAUCCAAAUAUUUUUAAUGCAUGGAUGGUUCUUUUCCUCACAAUGCUGGAGAGGCCCGUUCCUCAGGAAGGCCAGCCGAAUGAUCCUGAGCUAAGGAAAUCAUGGGGGUGGUGGAAGGUUAAAAAAUGGACAGUGCACAUUCUAAACCGUCUCUAUACCAGAUUUGGAGAUUCAAAACUUCAAAAUCAGGACAACAAAGCUUUUGCUCAGAUGUUUCAGAAAAACUAUGCGGGGAAAAUAUUAGUAUGCCACUUUAAUUUGUUGAGUGUUGUCCGAGUUGGUGGAUAUCUACCUGAUAGGGUGGCUAACCUUCUUUUGCAAUAUUUAAAUAACAGUAUUUCAAAGAGUACCAUGUACAAUCUGCUGCAGCCAAAUCUUGAUAUCCUUCUCUUUGAAAUUGUAUUCCCUCUCAUGUGCUUUAAUGACAAUGAUCAAAAACUGUGGGAUGAAGACCCCUAUGAAUAUGUUCGAAAAGGUUAUGAUAUUAUUGAGGAUCUAUAUAGCCCUAAAACUGCAGCGAUGGAUUUUGUUAGUGAGUUGGUAAGAAAGCGUGGCAAAGAGAACCUUCAAAAGUUUGUCGCCUUCAUUGUUGAGAUUUUUCAGAGGUUUAAUGAAUCAGCACCGGAACACAAACCAUUCAGGCAAAAGGACGGUGCUCUCCUUUCAGUUGGGAUACUUUGUGAUAAACUGAAACAAACUGAACCAUACAAAUCUGAACUUGAGCGAAUGCUUGUGCAAUAUGUUUUCCCAGAAUUCAGUAGUCCUGUUGGCCAUCUUCGAGCAAAGGCGGCAUGGGUUGCUGGACAAUAUGCACAUAUUGACUUCUCAAAUCCAAGUAAUUAUGUUAAGGCUCUACAUAGCGUUGUUGCUGGAAUGCGUGAUCCUGAACUACCCGUUCGGGUUGACUCUGUAUUUGCUCUCCGUUCCUUCAUAGAAGCUUGCAAAGAUUUGAAUGAAAUCCGCCCCAUACUUCCUCAGUUACUUGAUGAGUUCUUUAAGCUUAUGAAUGAGGUUGAGAAUGAAGAUCUUGUUUUCACACUAGAGACCAUUGUUGACAAGUUUGGGGAGGAGAUGUCUCCUUACGCUCUUGGAUUGUGCCAAAAUCUAGCUGCUGCAUUCUGGAAAUGUAUAAACACGUCAGAAGCUGAUGAUGAAGGCGAUGAUCCUGGUGCUUUGGCUGCUGUUGGUUGUUUGCGUGCCAUAAGUACAAUACUUGAGUCAAUUAGUAGACUUCCGCAUCUUUUCGAACAUAUUGAGCCAAUAUUGCUCCCUAUUAUGCGCAGGAUGCUUACAACCGAUGGUCAAGAGGUCUAUGAAGAGAUUUUGGAGAUAGUUUCCUAUAUGACAUUUUUCUCACCAAAAAUAUCAAUCAACAUGUGGAGCCUCUGGCCGUUGAUGAUGGAGGCACUUGCAGACUGGGCAAUUGAUUUCUUCCAAAAUAUAUUGGUUCCACUGGACAACUACAUAUCGAGGAGCACAGAAUAUUUUCUGACAUGCAAGGAACCAGACUACCAACAAAGCCUUUGGAAUAUGAUCUCAACUGUCAUGGCUGAUAAGAACUUGGAAGAUGGUGACAUUGAGCCAGCGCCUAAGCUCAUUGAAGUUUUAUUUCAGAAUUGCAAAGGACAUGUGGACCACUGGGUGGAACCAUAUCUCAGAAUCUCAAUAGAGCGCCUGCAUCGAACAAAAAAAGCUUACUUGAAAUGCCUUUUGAUCCAAGUGAUUGCUGAUGCUCUUUACUAUAACCCAUCAUUAACGAUGAGCAUACUGCAAAAGCUCGGUGUUGCUACUGAGAUAUUCAGUCUCUGGUUCCAUUUGCUACAAGAAACUAAAAAAAGUGGAAUUCGUACUAAUUUUAAAAGGGUGCAUGACAAAAAGGUUUGCUGUUUGGGCUUGACAUCAUUACUCACUCUUCCUGCUGAUCAAAUACCAUCUGCAGCGUUGGAACGCAUAUUUAAGGCCAUUCUUGACCUCCUUGUUGCUUACAAGGAACAACUUGAAGAAGUUGCCAAGGAAGAGGAAGCUGAUGAUGAGGAUGACAUGAAUGGAUAUGAUAUUAAUGACAAUGAUGAUGAUGAUGAUGUGUCUGACGGAGAAAUGGGGGAUGAUGCUGAGGGUGAAGAUGAGGCUGACAGCUUGAAGCUCCAGAAGUUGGCAGCACAGGCAAAGUCUUUCCGCCCAAAUGACGACGACGAUGAUUUUACUGAUGAUGAUUUUAGUGAUGAUGACGAGUUGCAAUCGCCUCUUGAUGAGGUGGAUCCUUUUAUUUCCUUUGUGGAUUCUAUCAAAGCUCUUCAGGCAUCUGAUCACUUGAGGUUCCAGAGCCUCACCCAGACUCUAGACUUCCAUUAUCAGGCACUUGCAAAUGGCGUUGCUCAGCAUGCUGAGCAGAGGAGAGUUGAAAUUGAGAAGGAAAAACUGGAGAAGGCGUCCGCUACUGCUCCCUGCUUAUAAUGGCUAUGUUCUUCAAAACUAUCAUCUCUCAGUGGCCACAUUGCCUAUUUGCACCUUAUUCAGUAAUGGCUGAAGGCAACAGUGUGUGCCCUGAAGUCCAUUCAGAUUUGAGUCGCUUCAUUCAUUUGACGCCUUGAUGAGUAUGAAUGAGGGGGUGGAGAUUGUAUUUAUGGCUUUACCUGGUGUGUGAGCCCCGCCCCAACAGGUGUCCGGCUCUGCUUUUCCGUUUUGCCCCCCAUCAUGUGUAGUACUAGGAUUUGCUGGAGCCACUCUUCUACAUAGGAAGAUGCUGUCUCUUGCUGACUUGUCCAUCCCAUUUUUUUGCCUUGUUAGGUUUUUACUUUUUAUUUUACAAAUUGAAGAGUCAUAGGGUUUAUUGCUUAUGGAUUUCAAUAUUUCAUUCGGUUAGAUCAAAUGCAUACAAACAUUUCUUUCAUGAUAUCUUUGCACCGGGCUGGUGGAUGGUGUUCCCAGAUCUGGGGGGUUUGCCCUGCAAUUUUUGUAUGUGCUCUCAAUUUUAAGUUAUAUUUGUACAACAUUGAUUGCAGUGAUUGAUUUUAUGCUGUAAGCUUUUACCGAUGGAAAUUCUCUUACUCGGCAUUUGUUUGUGUAGAUAUUAUUAGACA